AUCCUACCUUCUCUUCUCCAAAACCCACCAAGCAGAAGCAAAAAAAGAUUCAAACUUUCUGCUACCCAUUACCAUUUUCGGGUUCUUACUUCUUACUCAAGCUACUUCCAUGGUAUUGGGUGUUCUUCCUGAUUCAUAUUCCCAACUCUGGUCAUCCCAAUUCUCUGAUCACAGCAGACAUUCUGCAGAAGUUUGAAGCUUUGGCUUCUGACGAACCAAGUGGCUCGAUUCUAGAUUAUGCUUGAAGGCUGCUGACGCUGCUUGUCGGUUUGUUUCUGUUGGAGAUUGGCUGGUUUAUAAAAAAAAUUGGGGUAGCCAAGGAAAAGAAAGAGCAGACUGAUGGAAGGAGGAGGGUGGAGCUGGGAGCAGAGAACACUGGUGAAUGAGCUGAUCCAAGGGAUGGAAUUUGCAAAACAGCUGAGCUUUCAUCUCAAGGGGUCAUCUUCGGUUGAGAAUGCUGAGAUUUUGGUGCAGAGGAUCUUGUCUUCUUAUGAGAAGGCUCUGCUGAUUCUCAAUUGGAGUGGAUCAGUUGGACAUCAACCUCUGCAAGCUGCUGCUGUUACUGCAACAGUAGCUGCUGCAGCUACUGGUUCUGGUUCUGGGGUUCCUGGAUCUCCAUUGUCUACGAAUGGAAGUCCUAGGAGUGAGGAUUUUGAUGGAACCAAGGAUCAUCAAGCUCCCAUUAAUGCCUCCAAGAAGAGAAAAACAAUGCCCAGGUGGACAGAUCAAGUUAAAGUCAGCUCUGAGAAUGGAUUGGAAGGUCCAAUUGAUGAUGGCUAUAGCUGGAGGAAGUAUGGCCAGAAAGACAUUCUAGGAGCCAAAUAUCCCAGAAGCUAUUAUAGGUGCACAUACAGGAACACACAAAACUGCUGGGCUAUCAAGCAAGUUCAGAGAUCAGAUGAAGACCCUACCAUCUUUGAGGUCACAUAUAGGGGACAACACAGCUGCUCCUUUGGCCAACAGCAAACAGUUGCAACACCACCACCAGCAUCACCAGAGAAAAAAGAACAGAUCAAGCACAACUUCAGCAGCAGCAAUCAACAGCAGCCACCGCCUGGAGAAGCUUUGCUUAACUUGCAGAAGGGUCUGAAAGUUGAUACUCGGGAUUUGGACAAGAGAGAGGCAGUGCCUUUCGCUUUUCCUUCCACAUAUGAAUGCCAAAAUAGCAACUUCUCCCAGUCGUUUCUCUCACCAGCCACGCCAGAACCAAACUACUACCAUGUUUCUCCAUUUGUGAACAGCUCUGGAUGGGCACAGACUUUGCAGCAUUCGGAUUCAGAUUUGGCUGAGAUACUCUCAGCUCAAACUUCAGCUACCAGUUCUCCAAUGCUGGACUUGGAUUUCCAACUUGAGCCAUUCGAACUGGUUCCGAGCUUCUCGUAUGCCCCCGGAUAUUUCUCUUGAUUCUCUCUCUCACUACGGUCAGUCAGGGACGAUAAGAACGAACACAAAUUUAGUUGCAGGUUGAUCUUUAGAUUGUAUCAUAAAGACAGGAAAAGAAAGACAGUGUGUGUAAAGCAGACUAGCUAUAGCUCUUGCAGCUGAGUUUUGAUGUAGCAAUAACAGCAGUAACUGGCU
This is a messenger RNA of Linum trigynum, 1578 nucleotides long. The record is from the annotation of a GenBank genome assembly. Lineage: Eukaryota; Viridiplantae; Streptophyta; Magnoliopsida; Malpighiales; Linaceae.